CCACAAGAUUCCUGGAGGGGCCUUCUCUCUCUUCAAAUUUCACAUCUGUCUUGUUUCUCUCUCUUCUUGCUUUUCUUGCAAUUUCUUGUUCUAAGAAGAGCUUCUAGGCCUCUCUCUCUCUUGUAAUAUUAAAUAGUGGGUUGAUGUUGUGAUGGAGAUCAAAGGUGGUCAAAACAAAUGUAGUAGUGUUAGUUUUCGUGGAAGCCCUCUUCAAUACGAAGAAGCUCCACUCAGAUACAGAAUUGAAGAUGUUCAUCCCAUACUCCAAUUGUGUGAGGAAACCAUCCUGAUACUUUCUCAGAAUACAAAUGGCAUUUUCUGUAGAUUAGGAUUUUCCCAAUUUUUCCCUUCAGCUGUUCUUGAAAAAUUGUGAUAGAGACAGAGUACCUUUGGUGUCUCAUUUCUCUUUUGGACUCUGUUUUUGGUUUUCUUUGUGUCUUCUUUGAUCCAUUUCAGUGACUCAGCAAUGGCUGUUUCAUCAAUUGGGUUCGAGGGCUUCGAAAAACGCCUUGAAAUAACCUUUUCUGAGCAACCCAUGUUCGCUGACCAACAGGGUUUGGGCUUCCGAGCCUUGACUCGGUCCCAACUAGAUUCGAUCCUUGAACCCGCUUGUUGUACUAUUGUGGCUCAGCUCUCUAACACUGAGUUUGACUCGUAUGUUCUCUCCGAGUCGAGCCUUUUCGUUUACCCUAUGAAGAUUAUUCUCAAGACCUGUGGGACGACCAAGCUCCUCCUAUCCAUACCACAAAUCCUCAAACUCGCUGAGUCACUCUCACUCUGUGUUGACUCAGUCAAAUACUCUCGUGGAACAUUUAUUUUUCAAAAUUCCCAACCUGCCCCUCACCGCAGCUUCUCAGAAGAAGUUGCUUUCUUGAACCGUUUCUUCGAAAAUGGAAAUGCAUUUGCACUUGGUGAUCCGACGGUCCAAGAUCGUCAAUGGCACAUUUAUGUGGCGUCUGUGGGCCUACAAAAAUCACCUUUGGUUAAAGAUCAAACGACUUUGAUUAAUCUGGAGAUAUGCAUGACAGGAUUGGAUAGAAACAAAGCUGUUAUAUUUUACAAAAACUCGCAGUGUAAAAUGACCAAAGAGUCCGGAAUAUCAAACAUAAUUCCCAGUCAGGUGAUUUGUGACUUCGAGUUUGAACCUUGUGGGUAUUCGAUGAAUGGGAUUGAGGGUUCAGCUUAUUCUACAGUGCACGUGACUCCAGAGGAUGGAUUCAGUUAUGCUAGCUAUGAGGCUAUGGGGUUCGACUUUGGGUCAAUUCGGUUUGGGCCCCUGGUCAAGAGGGUCCUAAAAUGCUUCAACCCAGCUCAGUUCACUGUGGUUGUCACGUGCCAUGGUGAUUUGGCAAGUUGGGAGUGGGCUGUUGGUGAUGUGAAGGGGUACACGUGUGAAAUUGGCAUGAAGAAAGACUUGCCACGUGGAGGGUGCAUAGUGUAUCGAAGCUUUGUUGCCAAGGAGAAGGGGUGCACAGUGAAUCCUUCUACUCCUAAAUCUGUGAUGCAUUGUUGGAAGCAGGUGGCAGAGGAGGGCAGUGGUGAAAUGGGUGGUACAGUGGUGGCCCUAUCUUGUGUAUCGUCAGCUUAAUGCUGUGUUUGGUUAGAAAAUUUACUGAGAGAUUUGAAAAGAAAAAAAAAUGUGUGAAAUUAGAUGAAAUGUAAGUAUAUUUUAUUUAUAUUUUAUCAAUUUUUUUCAUUUCUCUUUCUAAAUUUUUAUUCAAAUCUUUUAACCAAACACAGUAUAAAGGUCAAGCCAAUCCAAGGGUGAACUCUCCAUUUUUGAGCAUUUUUUGGUUUUGUAAAAAGAGAUUGGCGAGCCUUAGUUCUGCUUUAUGUUCAAGCUGAUGUGACUACUCCAAGUCAUAUUUAAUCAAAUCAGCUUAUUGCUGGGUAUUUUUUUUGAAA
This is a messenger RNA of Camellia sinensis, 1905 nucleotides long. Its product is annotated as S-adenosylmethionine decarboxylase proenzyme. Gene Ontology annotation, cellular component: cytosol. NCBI's taxonomy places the organism in Eukaryota, Viridiplantae, Streptophyta, Magnoliopsida, Ericales, Theaceae. Gene Ontology annotation, biological process: spermine biosynthetic process; spermidine biosynthetic process. The record is from RefSeq and is a predicted model, not a curated record. Gene Ontology annotation, molecular function: adenosylmethionine decarboxylase activity.